AUGAGCGAUCAAAGGAGUAAAACCAAUAGGUGGAACUGGGAGGUGAGUGGAUUCGAACCGAGGAAGUCGUCUUCGAAUGCAUCCUUUGAGGAGACUAGUCACCGUACGACUGGUCCACUGGUUCGUCGGAACUCGAUUUCCACGGCUUCUCUUCCGCCUCACUCCUCGUUGCUCCCGAAGAAGCAAGCGCUUGCUUCUAAGGUUAACGGAUUAAAGGAGAAAGUUAAGGUGGUUGCAAUUUCGUCUGGAGUGGCACUUACGGUUCACGUAUGUGUGAGCUGGCUUUUUGUGUACGGUCUUAAACUGGGAGUCAUAGGGACUAUGGCUACAAUUAACGUGUCAUGGUGGCUCAAUGUUUUCAUCUUAUUUACUUACAUCACUUGCGGCGGUUGUCCGAUCACUUGGCCCGGUUUCUCAAUCGAAGCUUUCACUGGACUAUGGGAAUACGUUAAGCUUUCUGUCUCCUCCGGAAUCAUGAUUUGCUUGGACAAUUGGUAUUAUAAGAUCUUAAUUGUGAUGACUGGAAAUCUGAAGGAUGCAAAAAUUGCUAUCGACUCUUUGUCUAUAUGCAUGUCGAUAGAUGCUCUGGAGAUGAUGAUUCCUUUUGCUUUCUUUGCCGCAACCGGCGUACGAGUGGCGAAUGAAUUAGGAGCAGGCAACGGAAAAGGAGCAAGAUUUGCAAUGAUCGUAUCAGGCGUGUGGGCUGGUAUGAUACUUGGCGGAACCGCGAUUCAGACGUUGAUACUGAUUUUUAUUACUAUGAGAUGUGACUGGGCAAAAGAGGCACAGAAAGCAAGCGUGCGUGUUAAAAAGUGGUCCGGCUCGGAAGCAAGAAAUUGA
Molecule: messenger RNA, 840 nt
Organism: Arabis nemorensis
Lineage: Eukaryota; Viridiplantae; Streptophyta; Magnoliopsida; Brassicales; Brassicaceae
Source: the annotation of a GenBank genome assembly